AUGACCUACAGCUCUUGGUCUCAGAUCAGCUUAAGUGUCAUUGCAAAUGUGACCUUUAAUGUGCAACUGACCUGUGACAUGCUCUUGUUUUUCUUCUACAUCUAUUCAGGGAACCUUCAGAAACCCAGCAUCUGGGCUCAUCCAGGCUCUGUGGUCUCUUCAGGGAGUUCUGUGACCAUCUGGUGUGGGGGUCCCCUUCAAGCCCUUACAUAUGUGAUUCAUAAAGAGGGAAGCCCAGAAGCCAGCCACAUAGAGACCCAAGUAGACCACAAUAACAAGGCAAAUUUCUCUAUCCCAUCUGUGUCCAGUCUGAAUGCAGGGAGAUAUAACUGUUACUCUUACAGCUCUGAUGGCUGGACAGAGCGCAGUGACACCCUGGAACUGGUGGUGACAGGUGUCCAUGAUGGCAAACCUACUCUGUCAGCUUUGCCCAGCCCUGUGGUGACCUCAGGUGGGAAUGUGACCCUUCAAUGUAUGUCUUCCAAAGAAUACGAUGGGUUCAUUUUGACUGGAGCAGAUCUGAAGUUCCCCACGUCACAAAAGACACAGUUCACAAAUCAAACAAAGUUCCAUGCUCUGUUUCCUGAGAUCUCUGUGACAUACAGCAAGAAAGGGCCCUUCAGAUGUUAUGGAUACCAUACAAAUUCCCGAUAUGUAUGGUCAGAGUCCAGUAACCUUCUGGAGAUCCAUGUCUCAG
This is a messenger RNA of Cricetulus griseus (Chinese hamster), 697 nucleotides long. The record is from RefSeq and is a predicted model, not a curated record. Lineage: Eukaryota; Metazoa; Chordata; Mammalia; Rodentia; Cricetidae.